Messenger RNA from Zea mays, 768 nucleotides. Its product is annotated as histone2b 2. Gene Ontology annotation, molecular function: DNA binding; structural constituent of chromatin; protein heterodimerization activity. The transcript has a single exon. Lineage: Eukaryota; Viridiplantae; Streptophyta; Magnoliopsida; Poales; Poaceae. The record is from RefSeq and is marked provisional. Gene Ontology annotation, cellular component: nucleosome. Bases 82 to 534 code for a protein of 150 amino acids.
CCAACUACGGUAACUCGUCUGCUCGCAUUUCCUCCCAAUCCAUCCCGCCUCCAAACCCGAACUCCAAGUCGCCCCGCAUCGAUGGCGCCCAAGGCCGAGAAGAAGCCCGCGGCGAAGAAGCCGGCGGAGGAGGAGCCCGCUGCCGAGAAGGCGCCGGCCGGGAAGAAGCCCAAGGCGGAGAAGCGUGUCCCAGCAGGCAAGUCCGCCGGCAAGGAGGGCGGCGAGGGAAAGAGGGGCCGGAAGAAGGGCAAGAAGAGCGUGGAGACCUACAAGAUCUACAUCUUCAAGGUGCUGAAGCAGGUGCACCCGGACAUCGGCAUCUCCUCUAAGGCCAUGUCCAUCAUGAACUCCUUCAUCAACGACAUCUUCGAGAAGCUCGCCGCCGAGGCCGCCAAGCUCGCGCGGUACAACAAGAAGCCCACCAUCACCUCCCGUGAGAUCCAGACCUCCGUGCGCCUCGUCCUCCCCGGGGAGCUCGCCAAGCACGCCGUCUCCGAGGGCACCAAGGCCGUCACCAAGUUCACCUCGUCCUAGGCUGCGUGGCCUCCGCUUGCAGGCUUCCCUCGUAUGUUCGCGUGUCUUGCUGUAGUUAGGUGCUGCUGUGUCUGGUCUCCUCCGGUAGCAACUGUUAUCUGAUGGAACAGUAACAAUGCUUAUUGAAUCCAGCUAGUUGCUUAUUUGUGGAUCCUCUCUCUUUGUUGUUGGCCACCUUUAUCUCGUGAUGUUUGUGUGCAUGUGAAUACUCUGAAUGUGCAUUUCGAAGUUUGA